Molecule: messenger RNA, 2789 nt
Organism: Fusarium verticillioides 7600
Lineage: Eukaryota; Fungi; Ascomycota; Sordariomycetes; Hypocreales; Nectriaceae
Exons: 1
Coding region: 362-1705 (447 amino acids)
Biological process (GO): cell wall organization; carbohydrate metabolic process
Cellular component (GO): fungal-type cell wall; cell surface; extracellular region
Molecular function (GO): glucan endo-1,3-beta-D-glucosidase activity; 1,3-beta-glucanosyltransferase activity
Source: RefSeq, a predicted model, not a curated record
CGUGACGGCUCCACGGCCGCUGUAACCGCCCCCGACCUAAUCUCACCGCGUUCCGAAAGCAAAACAAAGAGCCUUUCCUCAUUCUUUGAUCAACUUCCCAUCUUUUUUUCCCAUCCGUCCAUCAUUUCCUUUUUGUUGUCUGGAUUCUCUUUUUGGAUUCGGCAUUCUUACUUACUUCCUCGUCACUCUCUUUUGACUGCCAAAACGGCUUCUUUCUUGAUUACCAUUUCCGAAUAAUCACACUCACGCUCUUUUAAUAGAAUUAGCUUCCAGCUGGUGCGACCUUGCUCGACGUUGUACCAACCCGCUUACACCACAUAUCGAUCACUUGCCCGAGAAUCGAUAAUCUAUAUUCGCCAACAUGAAGGUUUCCGCUACCCUCGCUGCUGGUGCCCUCGCCCUCGGCGUUGAGGCCAAGAACUACCUCGGUUUCAACUCUGGUGCCACCCUCGCCAACCGUGCCGCCAAGUUCAAGUCCGACUUCCAGGCUGAGUUCGAGACUGCUCAGAACCUGAAGACCGCCCCCGGCGACUUCAGCGCCGUCCGACUCUACACCAACAUCCAGGCCUACUCCGAGGAUGACCCCAUUGAGGCUUUCGAGGCUGCCAUCGACACCAAGACCGAGAUCCUCCUCGGUGUCUGGACUUCCGGCACUGACAACAUCGACAAGGAGAUCAGCGCCCUCAAGAAGGCCGUCGACAAGUACGGCUCCAAGCUGACCGACCUCGUCAUCGGUGUCUCCGUUGGUAGCGAGGAUCUCUACCGUAACUCCGUUACUGGCGUGAAGAACAAGGGUGGUGUCGGUGUUCAGCCCGAUGUCCUCGUUGACUUCAUCAACGACUUCAAGAAGGCUUUCAAGGGUACCCCCAUUGGCGAGAUCCCCGUUGGCCACGUCGACACCUGGGACGUCUGGGGCAACGCUACCAACAAGGCCGUCCUCGACGCCAUCGAUUUCAUUGGUGUGGAUGAGUACCCCUACUAUGAGAACGACAAGGGCAACAGCAUCGACAACGCUGCCAAGCUCUUCAACAAGGCGUACGAGGCCACCAUCGCCGCUUCCAAUGGCAAGCCUGUCUGGGUCACUGAGACUGGCUGGCCCUACAAGGGUCCCAACUGGGAUGAGGCCGUUCCUAGUGUGAAGAACGCCCAGAAGUACUGGCGCGACGUUGGCUGCAAGUACCUCUUCAACAAGACCCCCACUUUCUGGUACACUCUCCGCGACUCCAACCCCGACAACAAGAUGAAGUUCGCCAUCACUGAUAACCUCUCCACCACUCCUCUCUUCGAUCUCUCUUGCGACAAGGUUGACGACGAUGAGGAGACCACCAGCUCUGCCGUCCACUCCAAGACCAAGACUGAGUCCGGUGCUUCCACGGCCACUCACGCUUCUAACUCCACCGCUACCUUCACCACCUCUACUGCCUCUGCUACUAGCGGCUCCGGCGAUGAUGAGGAAGCUACUGGCACUGCCACCGCUACUGGCUCUGGCUCUAAGCCUACCUCUGGAUCCGGCUCUGGUUCUGGCUCUGGUUCUGAGGGUUCUGGAUCCAGCUCUGGCUCCGGUUCUGAGUCUGGUUCCGGCUCCGGCUCCGGCUCCGAGUCUGGCUCUGCCCCUGCUGAGACUCCCAGCACCGUCACCAACGGUGCUGCUUCUCUCGGCGUCUCCACUGCCGCCCUUGCCUUCCUUGCCCUGUUCGCUCUGUAAAUAUCCUGAAUGGAUCGUGGGUUGAAUGACGCCCAUUGCGUGUCUUGACUUUUUUCUCGCGCCCGAGAUCUGUUUCUUGUAUUAGUUAUGGGUAGAUUAGGAUAGACAAUGGUUGACUCUAUUUUCUUCUAACUCUUGCCAAGCUCUUUUGUGGUAUUUUUAUUAUUGGCUUUACUAACGGAUAACCGUUUACAAUGGCUUUCAUGUUAAGCAUUCGUCCCGCAAUUCUAACUGGCUCGGCUUAAGUGGGGCCGGGUAUUUCAAUUCAACUCAGCUGUGACACUGUAACAUCAAGUCGAACCACAGCGCAAAAAGAACAAAACCCCAGUCAUAGAGAGCAGAGAGAGCAAAAGAAAAGGGUCUGGCCGGGGAUUGAACCCGGGACCUCUCGCAAGCUAUGCUAUAGGGUUUUCCCUAAGCGAGAAUCAUACCACUAGACCACCAGACCGAGUUUGUCUUCGACACUCUUGUUGUAAUCACGUGACUAUUCCUUGCAUUUGGUGCCCCUAUAUUCAACCAAUCUACUGUUGAUGAUUGGCCUCUAGGGUGACUGAUGUCGAUUUCCAAGAACCUCAGUAAAGUCUGCCUCUGGCCUGAAGGUGGUGCAUUACAUGUCGUAGUACAGCCGCAAGAUGGCUGAUGCUCAGGUUGGUCGGGGUAAUUCUAGCCAAGUAAAGUGGCACAACCGUUGGGGCCAAUAAAGGUUAUGAGGUUCCGUCAAGGCGGCCGAUGAAUCAGAAGCUUGCUGCAUGAGUUCAUCCCUUGAUCAAUUCCAUUUUCGUUUACCUACCUUAUUCACAGACCCAUCUUUCAAUGAACUGCCAGUGUCGUAAGGUAGCUACGAUUAAGGACAGCCAGUUGAGAACGGAGAUUGAAUGCCUUGCCUUGAUGAACACUGUUGCGUGGUAGAAUAUAUGUCAAAAAGAGACUUUUCUUGAAUGUCAGUUUCAAGCGAGAAAAGCUCUAGCAAUCCUCUUGGGCAUCCUUCACUGCCUCUUUUCUCCAUUUGAGGCGUUUCCCGUACCAGAUCGGCUCUACUGGGAGGCAAGUGCAAGGCAACGUGCGACUGCCAUCGAUGAAGCAC